Molecule: messenger RNA, 2270 nt
Organism: Cryptomeria japonica (Japanese cedar)
Lineage: Eukaryota; Viridiplantae; Streptophyta; Pinopsida; Cupressales; Cupressaceae
Product: pectinesterase
Exons: 2
Coding region: 279-2048 (589 amino acids)
Biological process (GO): cell wall modification
Molecular function (GO): pectinesterase activity; pectinesterase inhibitor activity
Source: RefSeq, a predicted model, not a curated record
UUUUUGUAUUGAAAAUAUCAUACGUCUUUUCUUUGUCAUUUCCAUUCUAUUGGAAAUCCUGGCAUGACAGACCAUAUCCAAUCCCAAUUCACGAUAGAGACGAAUAGAUGAUCCAAUCUCUACAGGUGGUGUCGUAAUCGAAAUUCUACAUAAGCGAAUCUGACAAGGCAUUAAGACUCAACCCAUCCAUUCUUAGCGAAAGCUUGUCCGAUCCCUUGUCCUCCAAUCCUUUUGGCGUAUCAGACAGCGUUAACAAGCAAAUAGAAAAUUUUAAGGAAAUGGAGGAAGCAAAACCGGUCAUUUUUACCAGGAGGGCGGUCCUAACGGUUGUAGUUUCUGUCACGCUCUUCGCCACGGUCAUACGUAUGGCUGUUCUUAUUGCCCCCUAUAACAGCCAUCAUAGUCGUAUAGUCAUGAAAAAUUCAGUCCAUAUGGCCUUGGGCUCAAAUCAUUCGAUACCACCGGCUUGCCAGGGCUCUGCAGAUCCUCCGCUGUGUGCUUCGACUAUGGCUAUUUUAGGAUCAAAAUGGCGUCAAUAUGACCACGACGAAACUUCUGUAGAUCUUCUCAAACAAGCCAUCCUGAAAAUAAGUGCCUUCGUAGAACAAAGCACAGCGAGGGCUUUAGCAUUGAUGCCCAAAGCUGCCCCAGGAUUAGAGAAAAUCGCUCUUGAAGACUGUCUCGAUCUUUACAACCUUACUCUCGAUGAGCUCGGGCAGGCGUUUCAGUACUUGCUCAACUUCAGCCAAGAUUUGAACAAUCCCGAGCAGGGUUUUGAGGUCAGUUAUGCCCAGAUGUUUCUCAGCGCCGCCAUUACCAACCAGGACACGUGCAUUGAAGGAUUUGCCAACACAAAUGGGGUCCUCAAAUCCCAAAUGCAACUCAGCGCUGAAGUAAAUUCUUAUAUCCUUAGCCCUUGUCUUGCCUUGUCUAAGAAAAUUUCAGAUCUCUCUGCAGCGUCUCCGGCUCCCGCUCCAAGUCCGGCCAGUCGCCGUGCUUUACUUGGGGACUUGAAUGAUGGUUUUCCGGCGUGGUUGUCGGCCUCAGAUCGCAGGGUUCUGUGGACGUCUGCUGGAGAUUUACAUAUCGAUGCCGUAGUUGCCCAGGAUGGUACUGGAGAUUACUGUACAAUUAGCGAGGCUGUGGAAGAUGCACCUCAGAAGAGCGAAAGGAGAUAUGUUAUAUAUGUUAAAGCUGGAAUAUAUCGUGAGAAUAUUGAGGUCGAGAAGAAUAAGCGAUAUCUCACGUUGAUUGGAGAGGGCAUGGACUGCACCAUUGUAACUGGCAACAAGAGCGUUGCGGAUAACCUCACCACAUAUCAUACUGCAACUUUUGCUGUAAAAGCCGAGGGAUUUAUUGCCCGUGACAUUACUUUUGAGAACACAGCGGGAGCAGAGAACCAUCAAGCAGUGGCCCUUCUAGUUGCAUCCCAUGAAUCAGUGUUCUACCGGUGUAGCAUGAAAGGCUACCAAGACACUCUUUACGCUCAUUCACUUUACCAAUUCUACAGAGAAUGUGAAAUCUACGGUACAGUAGAUUUCAUAUUCGGCGAUGCCGCAGCAGUGUUUCAGAAAUGCGUGAUAAUGGCGAGGAAACCCAUGAAAGGUCAGCAAAUCACCAUAACAGCUCAAGGCAGGAAGACUAGCGACUCAGAAACUGGCUUUUCUGUCCAUGUCUGCAACAUCACGGCUGCUCCUGACCUUCUUCCUGUGAAAGACUCCUUCCAAACAUUCCUGGGCAGGCCAUGGAAAGAGUAUUCUAGAACUGUGUUCGUGCAAUCUUAUCUAGACGAUAUUAUUCAACCCAAGGGUUGGUUGCCAUGGAAUGCCUCAGAUUUUGCCCUAAACACUCUCUUCUACGGCGAGUACAAAAACUAUGGAGCUGGUGCAUCAGUUGAAGCACGUGUGAACUGGACUGGUUAUAAGAUCCUUGAGCAUCCUUCACAGGUCAAGAAAUUUACUGUUGCCCGUCUCAUUCAUGGUAAAAAAUGGCUUAAGCGUACAGGAGUCCCAUUUAUCGCUGGUUUGAAGCGUGGUCACAGAAACUGAGACUCGUAGUAACAUUCUCUUCUCUUUUAUCCUGAAUCUCGACCCAUUGAAGUUCUGAUCGUCUUUGUAUUUCAUAAUUCUUCCUGUUUCAAUGUAGAGGAAUGAUUCUUUAUCAUACUGGAAUAAUGGAGGGCUAAUUGGUCUCCCUCUAUUCAUUCCCUUUGCAUCUUGUUUGUGAGGUGAACUGAUUGCAUUUUCAAAUGAAGAGUAGAUUAGAUUCUC